AAUGUAAAAGCUGAAUAUUUUGACUUUAUUAAACACAUUGUAGAAUUUAGUCAAAUUAAUGCCUUUUUUAAAAAAGAGGAACAUUUCAUGAUUCACUUAAAUUGAAAGUUUGAAUGUAACUUGUAUUAUCAGUUUUCAAACUGCAUACAUCUGGAUAUGACUGAGUGUUUGAUUUGAGAGUUGUGCUCCUUUAACAUGUUGGUUGUUCCCAUCAGCUGGAUCCAAAAACAAAACAUUCAGGUUGUGACAGGGCAAACAUCCAAAGACACGGUUCAAGCAUCAAGACAGAAAACUGAAAACAGUCAGAAUGUAUCUGCAUGGUUGCCUUCAUUACCUGAUAUAUUGGGAGCUGGGCGAAUCGAACAAAAAUGUUGCUUUUUUACGACAUUUUAUUUGAAAGUGGAGUUAGAUGUGUGAACUGUAAAGUUUGUGGAAAUCAGCUGCUGUCGGGUGGAUAUUUGCUCUGAUUCUCAUUUACAGAGUGAUAAAAAGAAUUAUACUAUCACCUAUAUUGGGUAGGGAUUUAUUUGUUUUUAUCAUGUAAAUAUGUGCAACUUUGCAAAACAAAUUAUGUGCAUUUUUAACUGCUGAAAUUUAUCCCACAAAGCUGAACUAACUAUAAGCAUUGCCAUUUGGCUCCUCUGUUUUUGUGAGUUUGUGUGGGCGGUCAGUGUGGACUGGGGUUGGAGGAACAGCGAGUCCACUGAAAGGUUAGCGCUUCCUUCCAGAGGAAGGUUCAGAGUAAGAUGAAGGAUCUCGUCCUGCAGAUGGAGGAGGGCCUGAAGACUGCUGACCCCCAUGACUUCUCCACCUACACCGGCUGGACAGGGAUCGCCUUGCUGUACCUUCAGCUACACACAGUCUCUCACGAAGCCUCCCACCUGCAGAGGGCGCUGGACUACGUGAAGAGGGCCAUGAGAAUCCUGAAUGGCCGUAAAGUGACCUUUCUGUGUGGUGAUGCAGGACCCCUGGCUGUGGGCGCUGUGGUCCACCACAAGCUGAACAACUCUGCAGACAGCAAGGAUUGUUUGUCCAGGCUUCUCCAGCUGCAGCGCUCCGUGCUCAGUCCAGAGUCUGACAUGCCAGAUGAGCUGCUGUACGGACGAGCYGGAUACCUUUAUUCUUUACUCUACGUUAACAAAGAAAUUGGAGGAAAUACUGUGGAUGAAGCCACAAUUACAAAGGUGGUGAYGGCCAUAGUGGAGUCUGGGAGGAGCCUGUCAGCAGAGCAGAAGAAGACAGAUCGCUGCCCUCUUCUCUAUGAAUGGCACAAGAAGCAGUACAUCGGAGCCGCCCACGGCCUGGCUGGCAUCUAUUACAUGUUAAUGCAGCCUGAAGCGAGGGUUCCUCCAGACCUGCUGUCAGAGGCGGUYCGACCCUGCGUCGACUACGUCCGCAGUAAGAAGUUUCGGUCAGGGAACUUCCCAUCCUCGCUGAGCAACGAGAGCGAUCGGCUCGUUCACUGGUGCCACGGAGCGGCUGGUGUCAUCCACCUGCUCCUCCAGGCUCAUAAGGUUUUCAAAGAGGACAAGUAUCUGAAGGAGGCUGCAGAAUGUGCUGAGGUCAUCUGGCAGCGAGGCCUGCUCAGAAAAGGCUACGGUAUCUGCCACGGCACCGCCGGCAACGGCUACGCCUUUUUAUCUCUUUACAAGCUCACCCAGGAGAAGAAGCACCUGUAUCGAGCAUGCAAGUUUGCCGAGUGGUGUUUGGACUACGGGGCUCACGGUUGUCGCAUCCCUGACAGACCGUACUCUCUGUUUGAAGGGAUGGCGGGCACCAUUCACUACCUGUCAGAAAUGGAACAGCCUGAAGCUUCCUGCUUCCCUGCCUUUGAGCUUUGACCUGCCAGUGAUGGGGCUGAGGAUGAUGAGGCAGACRAAGAGGACAACUUGUGAGCUGGGGGUUCUGGACUGUAUUUAUUUGAUCUGUCAGCUUUGGUCUGACUGAAUGUUGUUAAAACCAGCAGGAUGUUGAACAGGACCAAGACCGAGCAGCGU
Molecule: messenger RNA, 1997 nt
Organism: Austrofundulus limnaeus
Lineage: Eukaryota; Metazoa; Chordata; Actinopteri; Cyprinodontiformes; Rivulidae
Gene: lancl2
Product: LanC lantibiotic synthetase component C-like 2 (bacterial)
Exons: 9
Coding region: 747-1841 (364 amino acids)
Biological process (GO): carbohydrate metabolic process; peptide modification
Cellular component (GO): plasma membrane
Source: RefSeq, a predicted model, not a curated record